AUUCUCUCCGCUCCUCGUUCCCUUCUACUGUCUCUUCAGAACAUUCGAAUAUGUCUCUAUCGACUCAGGGAAUACACGGCCACGAACGGAUCGGUUUCUUGACUCGAGUCCAGAGCUUUAGCGCCUGUCAUCGGCUCCACAGUGACUUACUGAGUGAUGAAGAAAACAAAGAAGUCUUUGGACUAUGUAACAACCCUAAUGGUCAUGGACAUAACUACAAAGUGGAGGUGACAGUUCGUGGAAAAAUCCAUCCCCUGACUGGAAUGGUCAUGAACAUCACAGACAUGAAGAAAUGCAUUCAGGAUGUGAUCAUGACUCCACUGGACCAUAAGAACCUGGACAAGGACGUCCCUUACUUUUCUAAUGUGGUCAGCACCACUGAGAACUUGGCCAUUUACAUCUGGGACAACAUGGUGAAAGCUCUCCCUUCCAACCUUUUGUACGAGAUCAAGAUUCACGAGACAGACAAAAACAUCAUUACAUAUCGAGGAGAGUAGACGUUUACAUGGUCAGCUGCUGCGCCCCCUGUAGUCACUUUAUGUCACAGAGGUCUAUCUAAACCAGAGAUCUCAAACAGCAAAGUCAAGAAACAUCAUCUCUGUCUGCGCAAAUCACCAUAGAAAAAGCUUCAUAAAAGUCCACAUAAUCAAUGCCUUAAGAAUGUGGAUAUUUAAAAAAAAAAUCUUCAACAUUUUUAACAUAUUUAUUGACUUUUAAAUGUAAGUUUAAUAAUGGACAAAGACUGUUCCAAAACAUAAAUAUUAUGAUAAUUAUUUGGAUGUUAUUAAGCUAAGUGUAAUUUUUGUGAUUUAAAUGAUAACAAUAUUCUAUCUGACUACAGGCAUUAAAGUUAGUUUGCCUUUUUGUCA
Molecule: messenger RNA, 869 nt
Organism: Cynoglossus semilaevis (tongue sole)
Lineage: Eukaryota; Metazoa; Chordata; Actinopteri; Pleuronectiformes; Cynoglossidae
Gene: pts
Product: 6-pyruvoyltetrahydropterin synthase
Exons: 6
Coding region: 51-497 (148 amino acids)
Biological process (GO): tetrahydrobiopterin biosynthetic process
Cellular component (GO): mitochondrion
Molecular function (GO): 6-pyruvoyltetrahydropterin synthase activity
Source: RefSeq, a predicted model, not a curated record